This is a messenger RNA of Physella acuta, 1208 nucleotides long. RefSeq lists its product as uncharacterized. The record is from RefSeq and is a predicted model, not a curated record. Lineage: Eukaryota; Metazoa; Mollusca; Gastropoda; Physidae.
GGCUACCCCACUUGGUGUCUGGUGUCUUUAAGUUUUGAUUCAACUUGCCUGCCCGCGACUGUGUGUUUUAAAAGAGAUUAAGCGUGGAUCGUAUCCGCUAAUCGUUCAAAACAUUUCCAGUAUUUCUAUAAACAUCGGGCUGGAGGUCUGUGCGGUGGGUAACAAUACCUGUAUGCCCAGCGUGUCUGGUCUUAACUCUGGCAUCUACCACUCGCAGGCCGGCUAGUCCCCAGAUACGAUAAAGCCGUCUCACAGAGACGAAUUGUGGUUUUUUUUUUCUUCCUCUCACUAGUGUCCGUUUAGUUAAUGCUGCAACUUUCCGAGGUUGAAGGUAAUUGUUGAAAUAAAACCUUGCUACCGGAAAUCAUUAAAUUUUAUCUUCAGACAUGCUGUCUACUGUUAGUGUCUUGAGGCUGUGGAUAAUUUCUUUGAUUUGUGUUCAUUACGGAGCUUCUGAUGGAACAAAAGACCGUUCUAAAAAAGGUUGUGAUCACCUAAAGGCAUGCCUUGACCACUUCCCCAUGUUUGUGGACUUCAUAGAGCACGAUAAAUCUAGAGCUCUCGCUACCUUGUCGUACGAUACGUUAAUUAACUUUGUCUGCAGCAAGAAAAGUAAGCUGAACAAUUGCGUGGCUAGAACGUCUUGUCAAACAACCAAAAAGUUAACUGCGAGCAUUGUUAACGAAAUGGUGCAGUACAUUUGUAAUGGCGGGAGAAACGUGUUGAUGUCUGAGUCAGGCUGUUUCUCGCGUGAUGCCUUCGAGUGGGGAACCUACCAGUGCUCCUCUGCCAUGAAACUUGAGAUAGAAAUCAUCACACUUCAGAUCAAAACUUUAAACGAAAGUCACGACAAAUUCUGCAAAGUGUUUGAUAACCUACUGAAGUGUAUUCAUGCGAAUGUUGAACGCUCCUGCUCAACAAAGGCUGCCAAUUUCGUCAGAUUCCUAUAUGGUCUUACAGUCAAGCCACUGGCAGCAAGCAUUAACUGCGCCAAAAUUCUGGAAGGGCUUUUAAAGUCCUGAAGUUAGCGACCAUAUUCCGCAAUUAUUCAUGACUGCUUGAGGAACACGCCUAGAACAAGGAUACUGUGAUGGGCUUAAGAUGAACUUCAGCACAAUUUACAUUAUUUAUGCAAUAGGCAUUGCAAGUCAAAGCUUUAACACUUUUUUGUAUAACUAACAUGUCUAAUAAAAUUUGUACUAACUUUA